GGUGAAGUUCGUCCGGGCUCCCUAUUUUGGCGCCCACUUCUUCCGACAGACGACGGAUUUGGAAAAAGCUCUUCCUUUCCUUCUUCCCCAACCAACCUCCACCAGCAGACACGCUGCAAAACGCUGGGGAUGACAUGCCAGGAACUCACCCAAACCCUGGUCGAGUCGUUCAACGCUCUCGCCGAUGAGGUCCAGAACCUGAUCGACAGGAAGACAAUCCUGGAGCACAAGUUGCGCUACGCCCAUGAGCAGUACCAGUACCUAGCAGACAAAUAUGCGCCAGCCGUCCCCGCUGUGUCGGAGACGCUGGCCAAGCUGCAACUCCCGCCAGAAGUCAGCCAUCCAGCUUUGUUGAACAGCCAUUUGGUACCGCUGCCGAAACGCGGCUCCAGCUCCGAUAACGCCCAGAUUGCGCUUUUCAUCCGUGAAGGAAGAAAGGUUGCGAGCAGGCUCUCUAGUCUGACGGAUCAGAGCAAGACCAGUACCGAGAGCAGCAAGGGCCUCCUAUCCACCACGGACAUGACCACUCUGUCCGCCACUGUCUUGGAGCAAGACUUUACGGUCCAGGGGAGGAAGGGUCAGCUGAAAUGCCCGUUCUCGGCCCCGGCUACUGCUGCCGGUUGGGAUAAGGACAAGGAACCACCCGGCGACGGUAACCCGAAUGCUGGUGCCCCGGGCGCACCGGUGCAGAGCCAGGAUGCGACGCCGCAUCACGGAGAUGACCCGAUAUGCGCCGCCAUGGUGGACGAGGCGGCGUCUCAGGGCGCAGCUAGCGGGGCAGCUGCCGCCAAAUGCCCCAUUCGGUUUCUAGAUCAGCACUCGCCCGAGGAGAUUGCGCACUACGUGUCAACGCACAAGCACGAAAUCCCUCGCAGCCACGAGGUCUGCAUCGAGCGAUAUCAACGCAACGAAGAUCAGAUACGGAAGCUCGACGCCAAGUACGGCAGCCUAGUCGGCAUGAUUGCCGAUCUGAGCCAGCUGCACAAGCCCAUGCUGCCACGCCCGGAGAACGCGGAUGACGUCGAUGGGGCUUCGAAUCGGCGCGUCGAGGAUUGGGCGCAUGAAGUCAGCGCCAACAAGCCAGACGACCCGCCCGAACAGGGAGUCACAUCGGUGCCGCCGCCACCUCGUGCUAUGAAUGCAGACAGCGGCCACGGCGAUGAUGAUGACGAACGCGAAAGCCACUUUGACCGGGCCCUCAAGGAGGUCCGCGUUGGCGAGUCUCCGAGCCGCCCGUGGGGUAUCUCUGUGCCCAUCUACGGCAGCGCAACGCUACAUAGCGGGAAUGACGAGCGCCCAAUUUCUCCACCGCCCGCUCCCGUACACAUGCCUCCUCGGGUGGCGGAACCCAAAACUCCGCGCUCUGGCGUAGCUGGAAAAGCCGGCCCGUCUAAAUGUCCUUUUGAUCACACGAAGCUCCAGGGCAUGAUGUCGUCGCCCUUCAACAAAACCGAAGGAGAGGACCGAGACAGCCGCCGGCCAUCUGUGGGUGGCGUCAGCGCCGUGGGCUUUACGCCUCAUCGCGCAAUGCCUCGGGCGCCAUCGUCUGUCGUGCUCCCCAAGCAAGCGCCCCCAGAGUCUAGUGUUCCGGGGUACAGCAGCGCUCCCCGACCUGCCUUUAUAAACCCCCCGAGCGUCUCCAAGCCUGGGCAACCAUCCACCGCCCCCCAAAUGCUAUUCACGGGCCCAGUAUUCAUUGGAUAUCCUAUCGAGCAGGCCAUCCAAUUCAUGCAGCAUUUUCAGAACAACCAGUGACGCCAGUUCCUCCCUGUUCUUAUAAGUCUAGUCGUGGCCUCUUUAGACCUCGUGUGUUUUUGCUCUUUUGGUUUUCUUCGUAGAGCGUUGCUUUCUUCAUGAAUCGGUUUGCGAUGGCGUUUGGGUGGGUUUUUUUUCUUGUCUUUUUUUCUCCCUCUGCACUCCUGUCUCCUUUGGUUGACAGCGAUUGGAUGGGGACAUGGCUAAUGACAAACUGGGCGCGCGGUUAAUGUAUUCAGGCUCCCGGGAGACAACUUUGCGGGACUCCAGAACCUAGAUUGGGUAUGUUUUGAUCAGAUAGAGCUAGCUUGGUACGCGCCUUUCGUGUGCAUGUGGAACUUGAUACCAAGAUUUGCCUCGAUAUAUCGUAUUUGACGUGAUCUGCACCUACUCCCUCCUCAUCUCCUUCG
This is a messenger RNA of Gaeumannomyces tritici R3-111a-1, 2165 nucleotides long. RefSeq lists its product as hypothetical. NCBI's taxonomy places the organism in Eukaryota, Fungi, Ascomycota, Sordariomycetes, Magnaporthales, Magnaporthaceae. The transcript has 2 exons. The coding region runs from base 130 to 1755 and encodes 541 amino acids. The record is from RefSeq and is a predicted model, not a curated record.